Messenger RNA from Sesamum indicum (sesame), 2306 nucleotides. RefSeq lists its product as uncharacterized. NCBI's taxonomy places the organism in Eukaryota, Viridiplantae, Streptophyta, Magnoliopsida, Lamiales, Pedaliaceae. The record is from RefSeq and is a predicted model, not a curated record.
CUUCUUAUACCCAUACAUUUUUCCUCCCCCCCUCUGUCUCUCUCUCUAUACAUACACCUAUACAUACAUACAUGUGCUUCUCUCUAUCUGCAGAACAGUUUUGAUCCGACUAGUAUAUAAUCUUCACAAUUCGUCGACGAUAUCCGCGGAUUUGAUCCCCUAUAUCUAGCGGAAGCAUUUACUGAUCAACCAUAUUAAGAUAAACUCACAAAUUUUUGUUUUGAAUAAAUUUAUAUAUAUAAACAGAAGGAUAGGUAUUAGAGGAGAAAGGGGUUUUCCGCGUAGAGGGUUGAGGCUUUGUUGAUUUAGGAAUAGAUAAUUGUAUCGGUAGAUUAGGGUUUUUGGGUUGACAAUAUGUUGGGGGCAGGGUUGCAGUUCAAUAGGAGUAGAAAUGGCGAGGAUCGGUUUUACAGCGCGGCGAGGGCUCGCCUGAGUCAAGAUUAUUUGCGGAGGGCUCAGAGUGACGUCACCUCGAGCCGUUCGAGGGGCCGGUCUGAUGAGCCGCCGCUUGAAAAGUCGAAGGCGGAGGUUCCGGCUUCACCGCCGGUGUCAGAAUCAUCGCCUUUGUGUAAUCUGGAGAGGUUCUUGGAAUCAGUCACGCCUACGGUACCAGCGCAGUAUUUAUCCAAGAUGACAGUGAGGAGUUGGAGAACUUGUGAUGUAGAGUUUCAGCCCUUCUUCGUGCUAAGUGAUUUAUGGGAAUCAUUCAAGGAAUGGAGUGCUUAUGGUGUUGGAGUUCCUAUAAUAUUGAACGACCGUGAUGGCGUGGUUCAGUAUUAUGUACCUUAUUUGUCUGGGCUACAACUGUACGCUGACCCAUCAAAGAGUACCGCAAAAUUAAGGCGACUUGGUGAAGAAAGUGAUGGUGAAUCUUUUAGGGAUUCUAGUAGUGAAGGAAGCAGUGAUAGUGAACAAGAUAGGGGUGGCUUGAAUUAUUCUAGGGAGCAACUGAACUAUCUCCAAACAAGUGAUAUUUCGCUUAGAGUAGAUAAGUUGUCAUUGAGAGAGCAGCAUUUGGCAUUUCAAGAAGGGUUUUCUAGUGAUGAAUGUGAAUCUGGAAAUCCACAUGGUUGCUUGUUGUUUGAGUAUCUUGAACGUGACCAACCGUAUUGUAGGGAACCUCUGGCAAACAAGAUAGCUGAUCUCGCGGUCCAUUUCCCCGAACUGAAAACACUUAGGAGUUGCGAUCUACUUCCAUCUAGUUGGAUUUCUGUUGCAUGGUACCCCAUUUACAGAAUACCGACGGGACCAACUCUAAGAGAUCUUGAUGCUUGCUUUCUGACCUUCCAUUCUCUUCAUACACCAAUGACAGGAAGCGAAGUCAUGCAUCCUCCAGUUGUGACGUACCCAGCUGAGAGCGAUGGCGUUCCACAGAUUUCACUUCCAGUAUUUGGCCUUGCUUCAUAUAAAUAUAAAGGGUCACUAUGGACUCCAAAUACAGGACAUCAGCGCCAGUUGGCAAGCUCUCUCUUGCAAGCUGCCGAUAAUUGGCUAACUUUACUACAGGUCAAUCACCCUGAUUUCAGUUUCUUCUGCCGUAGGUAGAUAUUUAGAUUGCUUCCCUCUUAUCAUGGCAUUUGUUCCAAGGAGGAAAGGAAUCCAUCAUUAGUUUGAUGUUACCACACACCAGAUUCUGUGAGAGAGUUGAGCGAGCAAGUGCUGUUGUCUUCGAAAAUGGUGCUGUUGUGAAAAAUCAUGAGUUAAAAGGCAAAACUGAUAAUGCACCAAAAAAAAAAGAAAAAAAAAAAAGAAAAGAAAAGAAAACCAAAAAAAAGGGAAAAAGGAAAAAAAGAAAAAGAAUCUCUAUGAAGGGAAGAAGUCGAGAGUUCCACCGAAUGGGUUGGAGGGUGGACUAAGGUCAAGAUUUGCUGGAGCCACAGGCUUAGGAGGUUGCAGUGGAUAUAUAUAUAUAUCUGAUGAAAUGAGGCAUGCAGCAUUUUAGUGUUUAAAAAACUGUACUAAUAUUUUCUUUUCACAUUUUUCCUUUGUUUUCUCUUAAUAUUGCAAAUAGAACAGGCUAUUUUUUCUGUCCUGAUGUUCAGUUGUAGGUGGUAAUGAUUUAUCUCUGCAGAUUAAGGGGAUUUUGAUAGAAAAUGAGGAUGAUGGGUGAGCGAAUAUUGCCCCAUGUUUAUGUAUACUAAUUUUCCCAUGCUUGACUGUGACCGUUUUAAGAAAUGUAGACUAAUGAACUGGAGGUUAGGUAUAGUUUGCCUACUGUCUUGUUAUGUUAUUUUCGUGCUGCUUUUUAUUAUAUUCUUUCUGUGUUUUUGUGACAGUAGUCCGUCCUAAUGCUAAUGGGAUUAUAA